Messenger RNA from Labeo rohita (rohu), 1883 nucleotides. RefSeq names its product odr-4 GPCR localization factor homolog (gene odr4). Bases 105 to 1445 code for a protein of 446 amino acids. The transcript has 14 exons. Gene Ontology annotation, cellular component: endomembrane system. Gene Ontology annotation, biological process: intracellular protein localization. The record is from RefSeq and is a predicted model, not a curated record. Lineage: Eukaryota; Metazoa; Chordata; Actinopteri; Cypriniformes; Cyprinidae.
CUUGAACGCAGUAGCGUGUAUUUGAUGCGACGUUAUCACACGUAUUGGGUCCAGUGAGAACUCAUCAGCUGUCUGAAGAAGUGUGCAUGAUCUGAAGAGGCAAAAUGGGUAGGAGUUACUUUGUAGAUGAAGCUGUGGAAGAAUAUCUUGGUGGGCUUCAGGCAGCUCCUGGAUCCUGUGUGACUGGACUCCUGGCUGGUCAAUCUUCUCCACAGAGAGAUUUUGUAGUGCUGGCUGUGCAGACUCCUCACAGGGAGAAUGAGGGGCAACCGAAGUCUUCGAAAGGGGUCAGCCCACUGGAUGACAUUGAUGUGGAGUGGGUCACAGAACAUGCCAAGCAGGUGUCCCGCAUGUUACCAGGAGGUCUUUGUAUUCUUGGCCUGUUUUUAGUAACCCCACCUGAACUCUCCAAAGAUGCCCAAAAUACAUUUAAAAGGCUCAUAUUUGCCGUGGAUAAAUACAUAACUAAGGGAAGAUUGUGGGAAUUGUCAGAGGAUGAUGUGACUGAUCGUGUCACCCUGCAUAUCUGCUCCAAAACAAAGAAAACUGUCUGCAAAACAUUUGAUGUAAAAGAUCCAAAGAGUUCGGCCAAACCAGCAGACUGGAAGUAUCAGACAGGUGUUUCAUCAUCCUGGCCCAUGUUGACCUGCUCUGUUAAGGUGGACCUGCAGAUCCCUGUGACAGGAUCUUCUUCUGAUAACACAGACAAGUCCAUGAAGGAUGGUCUUAAGAGGUGGGCUAAACAAAUUGAGGCUGCUUACUGUCUCAUAAAUGGCAGACAGGCAUUAGAUGACUCUGAACUCAUAACAGGACAGAAAAAGAACCCAAAAACAACCCAUCGUCCGACACUGCCAGCACGGAUCUUUGUCUCAGAUGAACAGGCAGAGCUGGAUAAGCGAAGCAGUGCACUGGUUCAGGUGUGCAGUAGCUCCAUGAGGGUUCGAGGAGUGGUUCACUGCAGGGCCUACAUCCACAAUAACAAACCCAAAGCCAGACAUGCAGCACAGGCCAUUAAGAGAGACGUCAUAAACACGGUUUGCUCCAGAGUGGAGAUGUUUCUGGAAGAUCUUUUAAUGAAUGAAGAAAGUCAAAAAGGUCUGUGCAGUGGGCAGCAGGCCCUUCCUCGACGUGUGUUUGCACCGAUGCCCAUCGCCGGCCUGUCUGUGUGUGACUACAUGUUCCCAGACGAAAGUACAGCUGAUGUGGCCGAGCGCCUGAAAGAGAUGCUAGACUGCGAAACCCCAGAGGAGGACAUAGAUACUAGUUUGGAGAGCAAUCAAUGGAUAACAGACAGCCACAGUGAUGAUUCCAGUAAGCAUGUCACCUCAGUUCAAGCAGAAAAUCCCAAAAUUCAGAAAGCCCCUCAAUAUUAUGCUGGUGUGGCCAUAGCAGCAGCUAUCGCUCUCCUUGCCACAGCCACAUCUCUACUGUAUCUCAGUGAAUGACAAUGGAAAUAGUAAACAUGUUUGUAUGAGUGAGUGUGUACAUUUGUAUAAUAUACUGAAUGAUCUUAAAUAUGAUUUCAAAUGUAAUUCUUAAAUUUGGACUAUUAUAGGAUUAUAUGAAAUUAGGGCUGUCAGUUUAACUUAAUCAAUUAGUUAUGAAAAAAUAACACAAUUAAAAAUUUUUAACACAGUUAGCACGCUGGCCCCGCCCCCAGACCUGUACGUCAUCAUAUAUUUCAUACAGUUGAUUGUUGUUGAAAAAUAUGAUACAGGGCAGCAACUCCAUAGAUGCGGUUAUGCUCUAAAAUUCAAGAUAUUGGUACAAGAAAUGCCCCUGUAUGUGUUUUGUCUCAUAUUUAUAUAUCACAUAUCACACUAUAUCACACAGGCAGCAAGAGCAAUAUGACAUGAGUGCUGAUUUUAUCCCAAUCUAUGUGU